AUGCAGAACUGGCUGAAUGGCUGCAUCCAAAGGGUCAGCAGCUCCACGUCCACACGGAGAUCAGUGACGAGCAGUGUCCUUCAGGGGUCCAUACUGAGACCAGUACUGUUUAAUAACCUCACCAGUGACACAGACAGCGGGACCGGGCGCGACCUCAGCAGGUCUGCAGACGACACGAAGCUGAGCGGUGCGGCUGACACGCCUGAGCGGCCGGAGCUCACCCGGAGGAUCCGUGGCACCGGUCUGCAGGCUCCCCGGCCCGCCCUGCGUUUGGCCUGCCCUGCCCUGGCUCCUCCCCCGGCAGCUGCCGAUACCAGCCAGCACUCUGGUGUUGAAGCUACUGUUCCUCUGAGUCACCUUAUCAAUGCCUUUCAUUCACCAAAAAGCUCCACUACUGCCAGCAGAGCAUCCGUACAGCCUGUGCAGAGGGACACCUCCCCAGAGCAUGAUCCUCAGAAGAGUGAGUCUGUACUUAGUUUAAGAGAUCUGGGAUUGUCUGAUUUGAAAGCUAACCAGUUCAGAGAGUUGGUGAACAGGUUACUUCCUGGCUACUGUGCAGAAAGCAAAGUCUCUUCGCAGUGGCAUACAUCGCACGUCUCUGCAGAGUCCUUCUUUGAAAAUAAGCAUGGUUUCGUGGAUGUUUUCAGUGCUUUACGCUCACCUUAUUUGUACAGACAUCAUCCUAAUCCCCUCCAAAAUUUCUGUUCAGAUGUUCGGUGUUGGCCAGUUUAUGUACAAUCACGGACCUUCAAGACUUUGAGAUCGAGAGCAAGACGUCUGCAGUCAACGUCUGAACAGUUCACAGAAACAAAAAAUUCACUUUCUUCACUUUUGAAGGGCUUUAUCCUGAGAAAGCGAAGAAUUGAUGUUGAAAACUUAGAUACGCUAAUGAAAACAAAAAACAUCCCAGAGGCACACCAGGAUGCUUUUAAAACUGGUUUUGCAGAAGGCUUUUUGAAAGCACAGGUAUUCCUGCAAAAAACACUUGAUUCCUUACGAAGAUCACGUUUGCUUUCUUUCUUUCUCUUCGUUCUUUGUUUUUAUCUUGCUAUUUAUUCAUCAUUUUUACCUGGGAAAGGCUCCUUUUCUGACGCUGUACGCUUUCGAACAUCGAGUAUCUUUGAUGCAGCAGUUGAUCCAAUCCAGCUGAAAAAUGUCACCUUUGAACAUGUAAAAGGGGUUGAAGAAGCUAAACAGGAAUUGCAAGAAGUUGUGGAAUUCCUGAAAAACCCUCAUAAAUUUACUGUACUAGGAGGUAAACUUCCAAAAGGUAUUCUGUUGGUUGGACCACCAGGUACUGGUAAAACUCUUCUUGCACGGGCAGUAGCUGGUGAAGCUGAUGUGCCAUUUUAUUAUGCAUCUGGAUCUGAGUUUGAUGAGAUGUUUGUUGGGGUGGGAGCCAGUCGCAUCCGAAGCCUGUUCAGGGAAGCAAAGGCAAAUGCACCGUGCGUUAUAUUUAUUGAUGAGUUGGACUCUGUUGGUGGGAAGAGAAUUGAAUCUCCAAUGCAUCCCUAUUCAAGACAAACCAUUAAUCAACUUCUUGCUGAAAUGGAUGGGUUUAAACCUAAUGAAGGUGUUGUUAUUAUUGGUGCAACAAAUUUCCCUGAAGCGUUAGAUAAUGCUUUGAUACGUCCUGGUCGCUUUGAUAUGCAAGUUACUGUUCCCAAGCCUGAUGUAAGAGGUCGUACUGAAAUUCUCAAGUGGUACCUUAAUAAAAUAAAGUAUGAUCCAUCUGUUGAUCCAGAAAUAAUUGCACGAGGCACCGUAGGGUUUUCUGGAGCGGAGCUUGAGAAUCUUGUAAAUCAAGCUGCCUUAAAGGCAGCUGUUGAUGGAAAAGAAAUGGUAACCAUGAAAGAACUGGAAUUCUCCAAGGACAAAAUUCUAAUGGGACCUGAACGUAGAAGUGUAGAAAUUGAUGAGAAAAACAAAACCAUCACUGCUUACCAUGAAUCUGGACAUGCUAUCAUUGCAUAUUAUACUAAGGAUGCAAUGCCAAUCAACAAGGCUACAAUCAUGACACGAGGAACAACACUUGGACACGUAUCUUUGCUCCCAGAAAAUGACAGAUGGAGUGAAACUAGAUCCCAGUUGCUUGCACAGAUGGAUGUCUGUAUGGGAGGAAGAGUAGCAGAAGAGCUCAUAUUUGGAAGUGAUCACAUCACAACAGGUGCUUCCAGUGAUUUUGACAAUGCUACUAAAAUUGCAAAACUGAUGGUGACUAGAUUUGGAAUGAGCGAGAAGCUUGGUGUUAUGACCUAUACUGACCCUGGGAAAGUUAGCCCUGAAACUCAGUCUGCAAUUGAGCAGGAAGUAAGAACACUUCUACGGGACUCGUAUGAGCGAGCGAAGAACAUCCUGAAGACUCACGCUAAAGAACACAAGAAUUUAGCAGAAGCUUUACUGAAAUAUGAAACUUUGGAUGCCAAAGAAAUCCAAGUUGUUUUAGAGGGAAAAAAACUAGAAGUAAGAUGAUAAGUUCUGGGAUACAGUAACUGAGAAUCUGAAGAAUGUACAUCUAGCAAUGCAGUAGUCUUACGCAGCAUAGCCUUUUUUUCCCCUCCUCGUGUGUAUGGCAUUAGUGACACUUUAAUAUUAUUCUGUCUCUUGUGAGCUUCUGUUAUUCAUCUAUUUGUUGUGUCUCAUCAGAAUAAGACACAAAAUAAAACAAGUUCCUCUUUGUCUGCUCCCUAUAUUCUUCCCACAAGAAGUUAUUAGGAAGGAUAAAUCUCAGGGUUAAAUUCAGCAUUUUGAUUCAAUCAGAUAUGUUGAAGCUGAGAAGGAAACCAUGCAGAUGUGCUGGUGUUUUGGCACAGCUUCCUGGGCCAUGAUGCUGCAGGGGUGAUACCCCACAAU
Molecule: messenger RNA, 2853 nt
Organism: Chaetura pelagica (chimney swift)
Lineage: Eukaryota; Metazoa; Chordata; Aves; Apodiformes; Apodidae
Gene: YME1L1
Product: YME1-like 1 ATPase
Exons: 20
Coding region: 1-2472 (823 amino acids)
Biological process (GO): mitochondrion organization; protein quality control for misfolded or incompletely synthesized proteins
Cellular component (GO): mitochondrial inner membrane
Molecular function (GO): ATP hydrolysis activity; metalloendopeptidase activity; ATP-dependent peptidase activity
Source: RefSeq, a predicted model, not a curated record